Messenger RNA from Schistosoma turkestanicum, 2486 nucleotides. The record is from the annotation of a GenBank genome assembly. Lineage: Eukaryota; Metazoa; Platyhelminthes; Trematoda; Strigeidida; Schistosomatidae.
AUGAAUACAAAUGAUAGCAAUUUUCACAAUAAACAGAAUCAAUUUAAUCUAGCUACAACAUUAAUUCGUGAUGCAUGUUCAACAAGAUUAGAAAUACAAUUUAAAAAAGAUCUUUUAUCUGUAAAAAUGUAUGAACAUUAUUAUCGUAAAUCCUAUGUCAUAUUAUAUAAUUUAUUAACUCUAAUUAAUCUUUUAACAAUCAUAUUAGAAUAUCCAGGAAAUGUAUGGAUUAAUGGAAAACCUUUACCAUAUUAUAUACCAUUAAUUAUUAAUUUUAUAUGUGAAUGUUAUUUUUAUUAUAGAUGGUUUCUUAUUUAUACUAUAUCAGAGAAGACAACAUUAAAAUCAAACAUUUCAUUUAUUGCAACAAUUACAAUAUUAUUAAUAAUGACCAUUGAUAGUAUUGUUUAUAUAAUAUUGCAUGAAUUACAUUUUUCUCGUACUGUCAGAUGGUCAAGAGCACUUCGACCGAUAUUAUUGUUAACAUUUCCAGAGAAUCGACGACUUCGUGCAGCAUUUUAUAAUUUACGAUGUACAUUAAUUGAUGUAAUACCUGUAUUCGGUUUGUUCGGUGCAUGUUUAAUAUUUAUUUCCAUUGUUUGUUUAACAUUAUUAGGUGAUACAAAAUUGAAAUAUCCUAAUGGUGAAAAUUAUCUGCCCGAUUUUAUUGAUGUCAUAUGGGAAUUUUAUGUAUUAACAACAACAGCGAAUUCACCUGAUGUUAUCAUUCCAGCCUAUGAACAUCAUCAUUAUUAUAUAAUUAUUUAUUUGUUCAUUUGUACCACAUGUAAUUGGUUAUUUAUGGGCAUUUUAACAGCAUCCGUUUAUAAUUCAUAUAAAUCACAUUUAGGUCAAUUUGUAGUGAACACAGUGGCAAAACGUAAAGAAAAACUAGAUGAAGCAUUUUAUUUAACAUCAAUUGUAACACCAACUGGAAGAUUAGGUGUUAGUCAAAGUACUUUCUUACAUUUAAUGCAUACUGUCAAACCAAAACGUAGUGUGGAUUCAAUGAAAGUGAUUUUUUAUUUAUUAGAUAAAAAUAAAUCCGGUUAUUUAUCAAAACAUGAAUUUGAACGUUUAUCAGAAUAUAUGCAAGCAAAAUUUGAAGAGAUUGAAUUAAGUCGUGCUUAUUUCAAUAGAUAUAUAUCAAAAUUUUAUCAUAUUUAUGCAUCGGCUAAAUUUCAACGAUUUGUUCAUUACAUGGAUCAUACAAUAGCAAAAUUAAUUUUUACUGCAUUAAUUAUCAUCAAUGCAUUGACUGUGGUGAUUUUUCGAUCUUAUCCAAAAUUUAUUGAAGCAAUUGAAUGGGUAUUUACAGUGUUAUUUACAAUUGAACUAAUUAUCAAUUAUUUAAUAUGUGGUGGUGUUAAUUUUUUUAAAGAUGGUUGGAAUUUAUUUGACUCUCUUGUUGUGGUAAGCGCAUUUACCGGGCAAAUUAUUCAAUUUAUAUUUCAUUCAAUUGGUAUUUAUUUACCACAUGAAUUUAUACAAAUAUUUCUAUUAUUUCGAUUAUUUCGUUUAUUGAAAGUGUUCAGUGUAGUGAAAAAAUUUCGUAUAGUUAUCAAUUGUAUUAUAACCAUUCUACCAUCAUUAACUGCUUAUACAACUAUAUUAUUAAUAUUAUUUUAUAUCUUUUCAUGUGUUGCUAUGGAGUUGUUUGCUUAUGUUUAUCAACCACCAUUAAAUUAUACUUACACAGUAAAUACAACAUGCAAUAAUAAACAAUUAUUGAAUAGUGAAUUCGUUCAAUGGCAUUAUUGUACAUUUAAUUUCAAUAGUCCUCUUGAUUCAUACCUAUUAUUAUUAAUUAUUACAGUUGGAAAUAAUUGGCAAAUAUUUAGUGAUGGUUAUAAAAUGGCCACAACAAGAUGGAGUCGAUUAUUUUUUAUCAUUAUUCAUUGGAUGUGUGUUUUACUUGUGUUAAAUGUUGUAUUAGCUUUCAUUAUUGAAGCAUUUCUAAUUGAAUAUGAUGCACAACACAGUAAAUUUGAAUUAUAUAUUAGUGAACGAUUAAAUGAUUUAGAAAUGAAUGCUGAAAAUGAAUUGAAAAAACGUGGAUUGGAAAAUUUUCGUAAUCCAAGAUUUAUCAUGUCUCAAAAGCUAUUAGAUGAAGCUGGCAUAACUGAGGAAAGUACACAAAAAGUGUUUUAUUUGAAAACAGAUAAUACAUCCACUGAAAUAUUGUUGUUUAGAAUGUUUGAAAAAGAAAUUGAAGAAUUAGUUGCAGAUUCAACAAGGAGAGCAAGUAGAGCACUUAAACUUAAAUCACAUGAUCCGCUAUCACAUAUCUAGUCGCUGAUUCACUUACAUGGUUGACAAAAUUCAUAGCAGCAUAAAUCAGUAUGAACAGUAAAGAUGGAUGGCAAGUUGUAAUCGAUGUGCAAUCAAAAAUGAUUAAAUGUGAGUAUUCGUUACUUUGUUGAAGCUUGAUAUUUAGGAUAAUAUGCAUUUUCAAAGUCCAAUCAGAAACUGGAAUCAUUUUAAAG